AUGCGGGAGUGGAUGGACUUCUUCCAGGAAGACGAAGAUAUUUCUGCGGAGGAGCUCCCGGUCUUGGAUAAGCUCCUUGACCAGAUGGACACUUCAGGCCCCUUCUGCAUCCAGAUGCGGCGGGCUUCGUUUUUGGAAGGCGAUGGCCAGAUCUCUGCGGAGGAGAUCACCGCCGCGUUGAAUGACCAGAGCCUGAAGAUGCCUGCCGUCCGUGCCAAGCUGGUGGAGUUCAUGCAGAACGUGGGCUGUGGCGGAGCUGUGCCGGCCGAGUGCUCGCCGCGAGCGAUCCGCCAGCGCGGGACUCCUUGCCGCGAGAGAAAGCGAGUCCGUGGCUUUCGGUCCGCAGAGCUGCAGUCCUGUAAGGUUGACAUUGAAGCCUUGGGACAAGCUCUGCAAGUGGUGGAGCAGAAGAACCUGGAGUACAUGAAUCGGGUUCACAAGCAGGAGACCAAAGAGCAGCAGCUGAAGGGCGAGAACGCCACCCUGCAAGAAGAGGUGGAGCUGAUUCGCUCAGAGAUAGAUGGUCUCCGGAAGCAGCUGGAGGGGGACGAGGAGUCUAGAUCAAAGUUCGAGCGUGCGCGGAGUCAGCUCGAGAUGACCAUCGAAGCCCUUGAGGUCCAGGUGGAUACCCUCAAGAAGGCCCUCAGCACUUCGGAGCGUGCCAACGAGCAGCUGCAGGAUGAGAACCGCACCACUGCAGACAGGUGUCGAGAGACCGCCGACAAGGUCUAUGCGCUCAUGGACUCCCUGCGCCUGAAUCAGGUGGAGCUGAAGAAGCUCGAAGCAGAGAACUCCUCGAGGGACAAGAAGCUAUUGGCCCUCGAGCGGCAGACGCAGAACCUGCAGGCGAAGAUCUCGAUGGAGAUCGACGCCAAGGUGCUGGCAGAGCAAGAGCGUAAAGAGGCGGAGCAAGAGGCCGUUGUCCUCAAAAAGAAGAAUAAGAAGAUUGAGGACAACGUGACCCUCUCCCAAGGCGCCCAAGAGAAGGCGGAGAAGGAGAUUACGGAGCUCAACGACCGCGUGGGCCAGCUGCAAACGCAGAACGCCUACCUGGCGAGCCGCAUCGAUGGCCAAGAGGAGGAGAAGGCCUCCUUCAAGGUCGAGAUCCGGAAGGUCUCAGACAAAGCCAGCGAGCUCUCCGGCGAGAACUCCAGGCUACGUGAUGAGAUCGAUUCCUUCGAGGAGAAGACAGCGACCACCAUCAAUGACACCGAAUCCUUCAAGAAAGAGCUGGAGUACAUCAAGCGAGAAGAUGUGCUGGACGAAGCUGGUCGGCAACGGCCCAUCCUGAUCCAGUCCACAGAGUCGGACCUUUUAGAGAAGCUGCAGGUGAAUGAGUUCCUCUACGAGGCGCAGCAGGCCCGGAAUCCGGUGCCGCCCAUGAUCGAGAAGAUCGCCCAGCUUUUAGCCAUGCUCCACGAGGGCCAGCAGCGCGCGGACGCCUACCUCGGGGACCUCUCCAAGUCCAACGCCUUGGUCUCCGCCAUGCGCCAGAGGAACAUGGCCCUCUUCAGCCGCACCCAGAUGUUCGAGUCCUUCAAGUCUCGGGCGCUGAUGCGGUACGUCAUGAACAUGGUGGAGGGCGACCGCAUCUAUGACCUGCAUUUGGAUGGUCUUAGCUUUGGCAUGCGCGAGAUCAAGGAGAUGCUGGGCCUUUUCCAGCGCUACGAGUGCUUUGAUCAGGUCUAUGUCCUCAGCCUCAUUGACAACGGCCUGGAUGACGCUGCGGUGAACAUCAUCCUCCAAGUCAUCUUCCAGCUGCCCUACCUGAAGUCUUUCGACUUGCGGAGGAACUGCUUCAGCAACGAAGGCAUCAAAAGAAUAGAGGAGCAGCUGAGAGACAUGGACGGUGUGACGGGCGUGAUCAAGAGCGUAGAUGGGACCCUGAAUGUGCAUAGCGGCAACCAGCUCCGACUGGCCCUCCACGUUGGCGAGCAGUUGGAGAAGACUCAGUUGGCCAAAGACGUGGACUUCACAGUGGACUCCAGCCUCAGCCACGCGGAGGCGGAUCCCUUCCUCGAGACCGCCGCGGCGAGGUCAGAGCAUCCUUGGACGCAGACGGCCCAACGGCCGCCCCAGAAGGCCGUGCCGGACGUGAGCUCGGUGCCUUUGGAGAAACCCUCAGCCGCGCCUGCCGUGCCGGCGGUGGGCGGCCCCCCGGUGGGCCUGGGCGGCCCGGGGAACCUGGCGGCGCUGAACAAGAAGUUGACCAAGUCCAAGACGGGGGCCAGCCUUCCGGACCCUUUCAAGAAAAAGGGAACCAAGGGCAAGGUGCCUUCCGGAACCAUGGAGUACAACCCCAACGACCAGACGGUGCAGGUGCAGCAGGGCCAGGAUGGAACGCCGAGGAUGCCAAAGAUCAGCGCGUCCACGCCCAGCCUGGGGGGGGAUCGCCCCGCCUCCGGGGGCGGCCUCAAGCGGUCAGCGUCGCAAAAGUCCACCGACAAGCGCGGCCGCUGAGCCUGCGAGAGCAAGUCCAGCCCUGAAAUUGUGAGGUGCAAGGUACCUUUUUGUGAGUUGGGACGGGGAAUAGCCAGUACAGCAUGCCUUAG
Messenger RNA from Effrenium voratum, 2552 nucleotides. NCBI's taxonomy places the organism in Eukaryota, Dinophyceae, Suessiales, Symbiodiniaceae. The record is from the annotation of a GenBank genome assembly.